GCCUUCGCCGCCCGUCCCUUCGAGGGGAAAGGCGGAGCCGCCAGGCAAGAGGCUCCGCCCACAGCCCGCGGGGGGGGGGGCGCCAAGCUCCAUGUGCGCCCGCCGCCGCGUGACGCGCUCCCUCUCCCCCUCCCCACCCGCGCCUCCACUUGCGAGUUUGACAGGACUUUCGACGGGGCUUUUUUCCCCGCAGCUCCGCGGAGGAGGGAGCAGCAGCAGCAGCAGGCGCCUCUGCAGUCCCGGCCGUCGUCAGCCCCGGCUCCCCUCGCCUGGACCACUCCUCCGUCCGCGCGGCGGAGAAGCAAGGAAGCCGCGCUCCCCGCAGCCACUGCCGUGCAGACGACCAGCAGCAGCAGCAGCUCCUCGCCGAGAAUGUCGGAGCCCAGAGCCCAGAGGGGGGCGGCGGCGGCGGCGGCGGACAAGGAGUCCCAGAGCCCGGUGGUAGGGCGCCCUUUCUUGGCUACUUUCUCUCCCCGUCGCUCUUCUGUUCUCGCCCUCCCCCGCGCCCUCCCCCGCAUUGUUCUCUCUCCUUUUUCCGACGCCCCUUCCCCUCCUCCUCUUCUUUGGGCUUUCCCUCCUGGCUGACCUGAACUCCCUGCCCUUGUUUCUCCCUCCUUCCCUCCCCCCCUUUUUUUGCUUCCCUCGCCAGGCCCAGCUGCUCUUGGGGCUGCGUUGGGGGCGCUUGGAGGAGCCCCUGGGAUUCAUUAAGGUGCUGGAGUGGGUAAGUUCGGCCUCCCGUGCAACUUUUUUUUUGGGGGGUCGGGGUGCGAGAGAGAGGAAGGUGACGCUGCCGUCCAGCAAACGCGCUGAGAGACCAGGCCCUUGGAGAUCAGGGGGAGUUGAAGAAAGGGGGCGUCCCUUCUCCGGCGGUGGGACCCUGCGAGCCGACUUUCUGGCUGCGAGCCGGAGGCGGCGUGCAGGGGCAGACUUGGGAGGGAGGGCGGGAGGGAGACGCCCGAGUGCCUGCCCUCUAAGGCAGCCCUUCUAUGUGCAAGGAGUCUGGAUUCGUGGACUGGGGUAUGCAUGGGAGCUGGCGUUAGCAGCGCUCACAUUUCACUCAGGCGGGUUUAACCUUUCUGGAGUUCUGAUCCUGCACAUACCGCGCCUUAACUUGUCCCUGAGCUCACGGAUUCGCUCUCUUCUCAGGCUUCCCAAGGGGAGCUUAGAAGCCCUGGUCUUAUUUAGUCCCCAGUUUGGAGCCCAAGGGUUGGAGGGGCUCGGGGUAUUUCCCUAGGAUUAAUGGGUGGCCAGGAAAAUGCCCAAAUUUCUAUCGCUGCAAGAAUGAGAAAUGAAUGAGCCUUAUUGAAUGAGCUAAAUGUCUUAUUGAAAAGGGAAGAGCCCUUGUUCUCACCUACAAGAAAAGAAAAGAAAAACUCUAAGAUAUGUACUUUUCCCUAAGUAGCUCCACAAUACAGUUGUAACACAUGGAACCUGCAUUUACUUUCACUAAAUGCACAUGUUGGCACAACAUGACAGGUCUUUCAAGUGGAUCCCCCCCCCCUUUUGGCCAAAAGGAGAUGGUAUGACUGACUCUGAGGCUGCGGCGCUCAUCUCGCUUUAUUGGCCGAGGGAGCCAUUGUACAGCUUUCGGGUCAUGUGGCCAGCAUGACUAAGCCGCUUCUGGUAAACCAGAGCAGCGCACGGAAACACCGUUUACCUUUAUCUACUUGCACUUUGACGUGCUUUCGAACUGCUAGGUUGGCAGGAGCAGGGACCGAGCAACGGGAGCUCACCCCGUCGCGGGGAUUCAAACCGCCGACCUUCUGAUCAGCAAGUCCUAGGCUCUGUGGUUUAACCCACAGCACCACCCACGUCCCCACUCAAUGGCUACCUGGUGACAAUACUUAAAUCAAAGGCAGAGGGUUGAUAGUAACAAAACAGAACUGAGCUGGCAUCCAUUUCAUAAGAGUGCAGUCUUGGAUAGGUUGAAGGUCAGUGUGGACACAUCACAACUACUGAAGAGCAUAAGAGAACCUUUUCCAAUCUGGUGUCCUCCAUCUACUUUGGACUUCAAGUCCCAUCAACUCCAACCAGCACAGUUCUGACUCUACAGGUGUUGCUAUAGGACAGGGAUGGGGGAUAUGUUGCCCUCCAGACAGCAGGCUCUGCUAUUAGGCAGACUGAGGCACCUGCCUCAGGUGGCAGGAGCCACCAAGGCACCAGAUGCAAUGCUGGUAUUGGCUGAAAUUGCAAGAGAUCUUACAGAGCAUGCAAGAUCUUGUGCGAUUUUGGCGAGAUCUCACCCAAAAUUGGCGCCAGUGCUGGCGCCGCUUCCACACCAGUGGGAGGGCAGGCAGAGAAGCAACACCAGUUCCAGCAGGUAUGGCAGUGCCAAGGGCAGGCAGGGCAAAGGCAACAUUUCCUGUUUCUCCAGACUGUCCCCAGGUGUCAUUGGACUACAACUCCCAUCAUCUCUGACAAUUGGCCGAGUGGGUUGGGACUGGUGGGAGCUGGUGUCCAGUGAUACCUGGUAGAUUCCCAUACCUGCACCAGUGAAAAAAUUGGCCGAUUAAAGCAGUGGAUCAAGGGAACCAAUGCAGCAUGAAAGACUAAUGACAACACAAUGACUUGCUUUCUGUGAAGCAGUAUUAGUGUUCAUGCCUUCUCCGAUGUGCAGUAUUUGCCUACUUGGUUAUUUUCUGUGUGCACCUCGAUUUUUGUGAAUAUGGCUCUUCUCCCUAUAAGCAACAGAUUACAUUUCACAUUCCAUCAUGUUGUCUGGCCAACUCUAUAGCUCACUAAGUCUCUAUAGCCUACCUGCCUCUUUGUGGGGGGGAAAUGGUGGUAUAAAUCAGUCUUAAGAGGUUUUCAUUUUGGGGCAUAGGCCAAAAACGUAUGUGACUUAAAAAGAAAGAGGCAUCUAUUGAUGGCUCCCCGCCCCCUAAAAAAAAAAAGAGUAAGGGAAGCACUAGACUUGAGAUCUUAAAAUGGGUUUUGGAUUCUUAGAAUGGAAUAAAUAGCCUUAGUAGCAUCCUUAGUCGCGGCUUGGAUAAUAAUACAAAUAGUGCCUGAAGGAGCAUAGUAUAAUUAAAUAAGUAGUUCUCCUGUGCUGUGUUAGGAUCUCUUUUUGCAUGUUCUCCCCCCACCCCCAAUGAGUGUGGAAGCAUUUGUGCAUGGCUUGAUCAGGCCAUCUGUUGUGGUGAUGGUACGGUGAAGAUGGUGCUUUGCUCUAUUGCAGCAUUAUUCAUCCUAUAUAAAAUCUUUUUCUUAUGUGUCCCGCCAGUUUAUAGACCUGGAAAACAAAGGGCAGGAUCUCAGUAGAAACAGGGCCCAUAUCCCUUAAUGCCUUUGUUUUCAGUUCAGUCCCUAUUUCCUUCUACACUUCUUCCACAUAUUUGGCCCAAAUUGGGUGUAGUUCAAAUCUACACCAGUUCAGCAUUUGGACUGUUGCUGCUUACUUUGUCAAUUAUGUUCAGUCAAUUAUGCUUGCAGCUUGGUCUUAGCUCCCCCUCCACCCCUGGAAAUAAUGGAUACAGUACUUUGAUGAGUAUUAUGGUGCUGUCAUGAACUGCUGAAUGAAUGUAGAUCUUAGAUAGGAUUAUAUAGUUCUGGAGGGAGGAGUCGGUUGAUAUGACUGGCUAGUGAACAGACUGUAGGACAGGGGUCAGCAACCUAUUUCAGCCGUGGGCCGGUCCACUGUCCCUCAGACCUUGUGGGGGGCUGGACUAUAUUUUUUGGGGGGAAAUGAACAAAUUCCUAUGCCCCACAAAUGCAGAAAAUGCAGAGAUGCAUUUUAAAUAAAAGCACACAUUCUACUCAUGUAAAAACACCAGGCAGGCCCCCCAAAUAACCCUGAGAUGCAUUUUAAAUAAAAGGACACAUUCUACUCAUGUAAAAACACGCUGAUUCCUGGACGUCCGCGGGCUGGAUUGAGAAGGCGAUUGGGCCGCAUCCGGCCCCUGGGCCUUAGGUUGCCUACCCCUGCUGUACGAUGACGUUUUUUGCUUGGCGCUUCAUUCAGUUUCUACCAGCGAUGUAGGAUGGCAUAGUGACCACUUCCUGUAAGUGUCUCUGGCCCAAACUCCCUAACCCAGGCCUCUUGGCUUCUCAGAAGGCAGGAACAAGUGUAGAAACAGAGGUCAUGGAAAAUAGUUGCUCCCUUGUGGAAUAAUAAUGCAUUAUUAAUUUAUUUUUAUUUUUUAUUUAUGCUUCCAUCAUAGUCCAAAAUAUGAACAGCUGCAGCCCUGGCCCCCACCUCAUUUGUUUGCAGAUUUCACAUAGGUUUCAUUUUCCCUGCACUUGUAUUUGGACGGCCGAGUUUUGAAGUUCUUCAGCUGUAGUGGUGCAACGAGUGACUAGCGCUAAAGCUAUAUCCCUUGCCUGCAAGUUCCUUUCAUGUUUGAGCAUUUAAUUCUCAAGAAUGCUAUAUGCAAUGAUUUUAGCAGCUUUGAUCCUAUCAACUGAGCUGUUGCUGGGCCUGUUGUCCACUGGUACCACCUAGGUGUCAUAAUGCAGCACCGAUACACCAAAACAGGGGCAAGUGCUGACUCUUUUUGCUGUUGUUGUAAUGCUGAAGCAUCUUAAAAGGCCUAAUCUAGUUUUGUAUGGGCCUGUGUCGGUAUGUAGACAUACUUGGGCCUAAUAGCAAAACAAAAUACUGAUCUCGGUGCAUGUAUAUUCUUGGUUGGCAUGAUAUGCUAAACUGGAAUAACCCUUAGAGAGAUUUUAAGUUUCAGACUUCUGCUUUGUAAUGCAUUGGCAUUUGCUUUUGAGCUGAUUGUAUUUAACUCUGGGUUAAUGGUACUGAUAAUAAAAAACUAUUAACAUGUAGAGAACAACUGUUCUUUGGUAUAUAGUUUGGUGGUGAACUUGGGACCAAAUUACUUUCUAAUUUUUAUAAAAAUUGACCUCUUUCAGUUGUUGUACCAGAUAAUUGUAGAAAUUACCGGUAAUAAACUCCCAAGAUUCAUUUUCUUUAAACCAGUAAGUUCUACCUAAGAACCUUAGCACAACCUGGUUUUCUGCAUAAUCCAGCUUGACAUUUAUUUGUUAAUGUCAUUGUACUGGAGAGGUACUUAGUACUGUGGAGGUUACUGAUAACACACCCAGAUGAGAAGCGUAUUUUUUUAAAAGAAAAAACCAUAUUUAACUAUCUUGGGUUGUAUUAUAUUAAAGAUGAAUAGUUCAAUGAAAAGUAAUAUGUUGUCUGCUUCUCUCCCCCCUCCCAAUUAAUUGGCUAGCUUUGCACAUGGAUUGCACAUGGAUUGUGGCAUUUAUCAUUGUGGCUUGCAUGUGAGCUGAUCUUAAUGUUUUGCAAGACAAGCCUGGAUGAUUGUGAUUUUUUUAGGUCUUGGAUAGUUCAUAGCAGUUGAUGCCAGAUCUGUUGUCCUGCAUGAUGCCAGAGCCUGUGCCACUGUUUGCUACCAACUAGGACACAUUCAGUUCUAAACUCCUUUGCUUUUUCCUCCAGCUCUUUGCCAUAUUUGCCUUUGGAGCCUGUGGUUCUUUCAGUGCAGAAACAGGGGCUACUGUGAAAUGCAAUGAGAGUCCUAAAGAGACAACUGCUAUCACUGUGCAGUUUGGAUAUCCUUUCAGGUAAAUGGGGGUCUUACUGAGUGUUAAUUUAGCAGAUACUAUGUGGAGCUGGACAUUGUAGCUAAAUACAUCAUGGUCCUUAUGAUUCUGUUUCUAGCACCUCAUCUUGCCUGUGUUUGGAAAGGCUUCCUGAAGAAAUGAAACUUAGUUGCAAAAUUUCUGCUUGUACAGGAUAACCUCCAGAGUAUCCCAACUCUAAAAUUCUGGGUUUCUAGGAAAUGACUCAAAACAUAUUGGGGUGGUGGUGGUAGAGGGAAGUGGGUGGUUUAUUGGGGUUAGGCAUGCCAAGGGCUUGUGCAGGCUUAAUAGGAUUUCCCCCUAAUUUACCUUGAACAACCGCCCCCAACGCAACACCUCAAACCAAUUUUGUAAAUUGUUUUGAUUUCAGAACUGGUUUGCUCUGCAGCAUACAGGGGGCACCGAUAUGGAAACACAAACACAAAGUCCCCCUUGGGGUGUAUGCAACUAGUUUUAUGGUUCUUCGGGUCCUUCCAACGUGAGGGGAACUCUGCUAGAUCAAACCAAAAGACCAUCUCAUCGGGCAAUUCUGUUCACUCAGUCCCCAAGCAGGACACACACACAUAAUUGCCCUUGUCUACUCAUAACCCCCAUUACCUGGUAAUUAGAGGCAUAUUGCCUCUGAUAUUGGAAGUAGCAUAUAGACAUUGCUGCUAGAAGCAACUGGUAGCCUUAUCCUCCGUGCAUUUGCCUAACCCUCUUUCAAAGCUAUCUAAGUUGGUGACUCAGAGUUGGAAGGGCUACUUUGUACUAGAUCUCCCACUAGAUCUUUGUUUGUUCUAGAUCUUCUUUAUUGCAGAAGCCUGCUGGCAGUGGUGUCGCUGCCAUUUACUGGUAGGAAUGAGGUGGUGAGGUUGGGGUUGUGAGGACAUACCAGUAGGAGCCCUGAAUUGCUGCUUCUGGUUUGUUCACAAACCAUGACCUUGCUGCCUUCUCACCCCUGCCAUUGCUCUGCCUCUACCCCACCAGGCAAGCCACUCUUGGGUUCUAGUAUUCUGAGAGAGGGAGAGAAAUCUCUCUCUCUGCUUUUUCUACACCGUGCUUAAUUUUAUACAUCUCUAUUGUGUGUCCUGCUCCCCGACCUUUUUCCUAACUUAAAGAACCCCCAAUGUUGUAGGAAUGUGCUCACAGAAGAAUAGUUCUGCUAAUGCGAAGUAACAUAUUUAUUUAACCAAUCAAAGCAUUUACACACCACUCUUACAAAUACUAAAAUGCAGAUUAAUUAAAGCAACACAUUUAGUAACAGCAAAUAACAAAUACAGUAAAAGCAUCAGCAAUGAAAUAGAAUAUAUAUUUGCUUUAAUAUGGACUAUAACUCACCCAUUGUUUGGAAGCUAGCAAAAGAAAGUAGUUACAGAAUGCAUCAGACCUGUUCCUUGCAAGUUCAAAUGUGACUUUUUUGUUUUUAAAUAUACUGUUUAAGAGAACCAGAGAAAGACACUGUUAGUUUUUCUGACAUGUUUGUCUAUGUGAGCAUCAUAAGGUAAACAGACAUUGCCAUCAAGAAGAUACUGUAGAACAUAGUUCUGUUAAUGGGAAUGUAAGGGAGAAGGCACCCUUAGAUACAUAGGGUUCAGCUUCUAUCCACUUGUAAGAGACUGCCAUAUGCCUACCUAUUUUAUGUUCCCAUUUUGGACAUAGGCUUUUGACAAAAUCAGUUGUCAGCCAUGUUAGCAAUGAAGAGAAAUUCUUGUCACAUUGUAAGAUAAGUUAGAAAAUGUGUUAAUGUGCCAUUUUUGGUGAUCUGCAGAGAACCUCAUGAGUGAACACUGCUAAUUGGGAUGUUUUUGCUUCUAAGCAGUGAGUUUGUAGAAUUGGGUCAUCAGUUUAAUAUUUCCCAUAAUUCCCUGUUGGGCAUAUCCUAAUUUCCCCUAAUUCCUUGUUGUGUUUUGAAUGUGGGCAGCCCCAUUUCCCCAGGACACCAGAACAUAUCAGAGGAGUCCAUCUGUCCCGGGCAUUUUCCCUCAGGUAAAAAGGUAAAGGUAAAGGAUCCCUGGACGGUUAACUCCAGUUGAAUUAAACAAUGGGGUGCAGCACUCAUCUCCGCUUUUCAGCCUGAGGGAGCCGGCGUUUGUCCACAGACAGCUUUUCCAGGUCAUGUGGCCAACAUGACUAAACCGCUUCUGGUGCACAGAACACACUAAUGAGUGCCAGAGCACACAAAAACGGCAUUUACCUUCCUGCCACAGUAGUACCUCUCCAUCUGCUUGUGCUGGUAUGCUUUCAAACUGCUAGGUUGGCAAGAGCUUGGUCAAAGCAAUGGGAGCUCACCCCAUCAUGCAGAUUCGAACUGCCAACCUUAUGAUUGGCAAGCUCAAGUGGCUUGAUGGUUUAAACCACAGUGCAACCAGCCCCCCUGUUUUCCCUCAUUAGGUGCCCUUUAAGGCAAGUAUCACCUUUUCCGGCUUGUCCAAGCAUAGCUAUUUAAAAUGGACAGGUUCCUGAGACUCCCUGGUUGCAGGCAAUUUUGUUGCUGCAAUGCCACCAAGGAGGAGAUGAGGAUGCUUUCCUCCCAACACUUCUUGGAGGAUUUCAUUGGCCUUGGACUUGUUUCAGGAGGCGCUCUAGCCAGUGUUGUUUCAACUGUGUUUUGAGUUCCCCCUUCUUCCUUUUGUGUGUGUGUGGGUUUAAAUGCAUUAUAUUGUAUUUCCACUGAUACUGGGGUGAUCGCUCAGGGCUGAAAUGAUAAGGAAGGAGCUUUCUAAGGGCAUUACCAUUGGAGAGUUUAAUAAAUGUUAAAUGAAUGGGUGCACCUGACACAAUAAAAUCUCUGUGCUAAUAACUGCUAGACAGAGGAACAGCAGAUCAGAGUCUAGCACGAAUUUGUCUUCUGAACUAAUCCAAAGCAAAAAAACCCCACACUGACUGUCAUUUACACACACACACACCCCUUCAAAAUCACUGCUGGAAGACCUAAUUGUGCAUAGGGAAAGCUGUCUGGACAGCACUGUACUUGUAAAUUCUCAGUGCUCUGUGAUUUGUUUUGGGAAGGAGGGUUAUGCCCUUCAUAGCAAACUUAAAAGCUGCAACUGACUUGAUGCGUCUGUCAUCUGUUGAGAGACAUAUAAGCAUGUGAAAUAUGUUUUCAAAAUUAUUUUAUUUAUUAAAUUUGUAUGCUGCCCUUCAAUUGUAGAUCUGAGGGCGGUUCACAGCAUGAAAAUACAGGAUCAAAGCACAAAAGGCAUAAUAAAGACAAGACAGUAAUGCACAGAAACCAGUAACCCCUCCCUUCCUUUUUGCUGCUUGCUCUCCUCUUUCCCUUCCACUAUCUAUGUUCUGCUAAGUCCUAGUCUAGGUGGUGUUGGGGUUCAAUGCCACUGCAAAAAACAAGAGACUGGAUCAGAUUGUGGGGGGCAUUCAUAGGUCCUUUUGCCAUGCCAAAUCAGGAGAUUACCUUUCUUGGAAAGUAAGAAGCUAGCAAUAUUAAAUGAUUUGUAUGUUAGGGAUCUACCACAAGACUUGUCAGAUGAGUACAGACAUGGCCAAAGUUAGAAUGAAAUCAAUCUUACACUCAGUGUAUGUAGGAUAUGAGCAUGGUUCUAUCUCUGCAACUUUGCUUCCCUGCCAACAUCUGAUAGCUAUAAAUAGAGGCAAGCCUGUGAAGUCUAUUGAGAUGCCUUUGACAGGAAGAACAAAUUGGGAGGAGUGGUAGUGGUUCUAACAGAGAAAACACAGAACGAAGUAUCUGGUGAAUAGUCUCUUGGAAUAAUGAAUUGUGUUGUGUAUGAGUUGAGAAGCACUUUAGAUGAAGGAGGCUUUUGCUCUCAUUCUCUGAGCUCUUCUUGCUGCUUGACUUCUAGAUUACUAUUUGUGUUUUAGUAUACCACAGAACCCUGCUACCUUUUGGUUGGGGGUGGGGGUGGAAUUCACACCUGUUCUGUCAUGGCCAAGCCUCCAUUGCAGGGAGCCCUAUAUACUUAGGUGUUGAUGGUUAAAUUACUAUCUGGACAAGUCCUUAGAUCCUUCUUAAACUGCAGCCUGUGAGCUUAAAAAUGUCUUUUCUAAGAGGUAUGUUAAACAUAAAAAGCUAGCGAUUAGACAGACUUGGAAACAUUAAUUUUUCUCUGUUUAAGCCCCACGGUAAGUUUGCAUUUUUCAUUGGAAUCAUAGCUGCCUUUUUCUACCCUCUAAAUUAUCAGAUGAUUUCUGUGGGCUCUUGCUUAUUAAAAUAAGCAGAAUAGCUUCACAUAACCUGCAAACCAUUUGAUCUGCUGCACAUAAGCAGAUUGGCUUUAUAGUUCUUGUCUGCAAUGUGGAAACCUCCUGAUUUUAAUGUCGGUAAACACAGUUUUAUGUUGGAAGCUGUUGCUGAGGGCUCAAGCUACAGAACUUCUGACUUCAGUGCCAGCCUGGUUCAAAUGGCACAUGUGGGAAAAGGCUAGAGGCUAUUUAUAUAAUGUAGAGAGCUGCUGGUGCUAUACCACACGAUAGCAGCUAGAUGGAGAACUGUAAUAGCUCUUCUUAGUGACCAAAAAUUAUAUCCAAACAGCUAAUAUGCGCUCCAUGCGCUUGAUAUAUUUGGUCUCUUUGAAGAUGGGGUAUGUAUAUUUGUACUACACUUUUACAAAGUCCUAGCCCAACCAAUUUUCUCCAUGAAAUGACAAUUGCAAUUCUGUGCAUCAGCCAAGUCACUGCUUUGGAAAGCUGAGUCUUUGGAAAGCAGAAGGUGGAAAAAACUCUGAUCCUGCAAAGUGGUAGCUGCCAGAACAGUCCCAGUAAGUUUCAAGGAAGGAGGUGUCUUUCAUAGAUGUUUCCACCUUGUAUCUGUUUUGGUAGGAAGUUGGUUUAAUACUUUUAGAGGAAACCUACAGAGUGUACCCCAAAGCUCAAGUAUGUAAUUAAAAACAGAGAGGUGCUAUUUUUCUUUCUUUCAAGGAAGUGUCUUGUUCAAGUCAUGUCAAAGCAUCUCUACCACACAUGUAUCUUUUUGAAAGCUGUAUCAGUACCCAAGAGGUUUGCUCCUUCAGAGUAAGGGUGAAAUGUACUAUCACAGCAAGCCAUAUAGAGAAGGCACCACCUGUCAUCAGGCCUUACGAUAAGUGUGUUCUGAUUAGGAUAAGCAAAGAUGCAGAUAUGGUUUUAUUCCCCAAUGAGAAGAGUGACAUGAUUCUAUCCUGGAAAGGCUGGAGCUAGGCUGCAGUUGUUGGUUUGAGGUGUUUUUCCCCAGAGAGCUACAGGAACUUUGGAAAGGGGUUUGUUUGCUGUUUGGUGUGUGCAUUCAUCUCACUUUGAUAAACAGGUGCUGCAGGGUUUUGUUCUGCUUCAAAAACCUUGCACAAUCUAUUUGACCUGAAGUGAGAGUGGGGCAAAAUAAAUCUCAACUACUUUUAACUCGCUUAAAAGCUAUCAUCUGUCUCAACCUUCACCCCUGCUUGUCAGAGGUAGCUCUGUACCAGAUGUGCUAAGUCGUACCAAACAUGUUUCUUUCUCUUUCCUUUUCAUCCUGACCAGGUUGUACAAGGUUCCAUUUGAUAUGCCAGACUGUAUUGAAGGAUCUACUGCUAAAAGGACGCUGCAUCUCUUGGGAGACUUUUCAGCACCUGCUGAGUUCUUUGUGACCUUGGGUGUUUUUUCUUUCCUGUAUACCAUGGCAGCUCUGGCAGUCUAUCUACGGUUUCACUCACUCUACAAAGAAAAUAAGAAGCUUCCUUUUGCGGUAAGAUUUCACUUUGGUCCUCUGCUCUUUGAUGCAGGACCUAAACCCCGGAGAACCAGUCUCUAAAACACUCCUUGGAUAAGAGACACUUCUCUCUAUCCAAAUAGGAAGUGCUUCCCUAAACUCUCUAAUUCAGUUUAUCCUUGGGACAAUCCGGAGGAGCAGCUCACACAACCAUAUUAUGCACUGAGUGGAUCUGGAUGGUGCCUGAUAUACAGUGGUACCUCGGGUUAAGUACUUAAUUCAUUCUGGAGGUCUGUUCUUAACCUGAAACUGUUCUUAACGUGAAGCACCACUUUAGCUAAUGGGGCCUCCUGCUGCUGCUGCCGCACCACCAGAGCACGAUUUCUGUUCUCAUCCUGAAGCAAAGUUCUUAACCCGAGGUACUAUUUCUGGGUUUGCCGAGUCUGUAACCUGAAUCGUAUGUAACCUGAAGCGUAUGUAACCUGAGGUACCACUGUACAAGUAUUUUCCUGCAGUGCUGUAACAUGACAAGCUGCGCCUUCUGGAAUUCCUGCUUCUACCCAACUAUUUAAUGUACAGGAACCUUUACCCUGGUCACCCCUCAUUUUAGGGUGGAAUCUUGGGCCUUCUUCAGUUGGAACAGCAUUCCCACCCCCCACCCCCCAAAUGGCACAAAGACUAGUUAAAAACUAUCUAUCUAAUGCUGUCAUUAAACUCCUUCCCCUUGGGGUUGUGUGGAGCCACUUGAAUUGUUAUGACCCCAUAUCGCUUGCAGAUCCUUUAAGAGUGUCUUAGGUAGCUGUGGAAAAAUUGGAUGUGGCUCUUUUGGCACAUGUAGACCCACCAUGUGAAGGGCCUGAGAGAUGGAAUGGAGCAAUGACCCAACAUCAAGGGCCCUCAAUGCUUGCGUCUUUUGGGUGGAAUAGGGAGGGCAGUCUGUUCUAUGAGAUGGAGCCAUUGUGGUCUUCUCUGUUUUUUCCUCCCCCUAGGACUUCUGUGUGACCGUCUCAUUUACCUUUUUCUGGCUAGUGGCAUUUUCAGCUUGGGGCAAAGGUCUGUCAGAUGUGAAAGCAGCUACGCGGCCUUCCAGUCUCAUUGCUGCCAUGUCAGUGUGUCAACUCAAAACUGCUGUAUGCAAUGCUGGGGCCACACCUUCUAUGGGCCUGGCCAACAUCUCUGUGGUAAGAGUUGUCUGGGGAGCAAUAUUGGGGGGGGGGGCAGGAAUGGCAGAGCUUCAGCUGCAUUGGAACCUAUAGAGUGUAGCUCCACUGAUUUUAAUAGAGCUCGGUUAGUUUCAUACACAUUCAUAACUUCAUACAUUCAUACCCUUUGAGUAACUUAAAGCUACAGGUAGUGAUGUACCGUAUUUUUCGCUGUUAGGACACACUUUUCCCCCUCCAAAAAUUAAGGGGAAAUGUGUGUGCGUCCUGUGGAGCGAAUGCAGGCUCCUUGGCUUCAGCGAUAGCAAUGCGAAGCUGCCGAAGCGCAGAGGGAGUGCUCCCUCCGUGGUCCGGAGGCUUCAUGUUGCUUUCGCUGAAGCCUGGAGAGCGAGAGGGGUCGGUGCGCACCAACCCCUCUCGCUCUCCAGGCUUCAGGGAUAGCUGCCUGAAGCCUCCGGAAUGCAGCGGGAGGUCCUGCUGUGCUCCGGAGGCUUCGGGUUCCUUUUGCUGAAGCCGGGAGAGCAAGACUCUCCUGGCUUCAGCAGAGAGGGAGAGCGAGAGGGGGGGAGGAGGAGCAGCGCCAUCCAGGUUCCUCGCGUCUCGGCCCCGCGCCUUGCUCUGGGCGAUGUCCCCGUGCCUCUUUCCUCCGCGGCGGCUGUGGUGGCGGUGGCAGCGCGGGCUCCGGGGGGAAAGUGCACGGCCGUAGCAGCGGCGACGGGGUGGAGCAAGAUGUAUAAUGACACAACAAACAGCUACUAACUAAUGGAUUUUAACCUUUUAAAAAAAAUGCAGUUGGUAUCUUUAUUUCCCAAGUACAUCUUUCAGAAGUCUUGCCCUUCUUGAUGUGUACACCAAUGAAGAACAGCCUGUCUGCAUGUACUGAAUAUAAAGCUCCUGAUUCUUUUUUAAUUAUGGGCAUUUCACAGUUUUAUUCAGCACUGGCAACAGUCUUGUCAAAUCUGUACUUAAAUAAGUACUGGUACAGCGGUUGCUGGUUUAAAUUGCAUAUGCGAUGGAGUACAGCAGUGCCUAAAAUAUAUGCAACUUAGUGAUGACCUAAGUACAGAUUUCAGCCCCUGAAGAGCAGACAAGCAGACAGGGCAUCUGUUCAAGGCCAUUUUUUAAUGGAUUAAUUGAUUCUAAAAUAACUAUUGACCUCAUUUGGUCCUUGCCUUCACAAAUGUGGAUGAGAAUCACCAGUCACUACUGUUCACAAACACUUACUGAAAACUAGUGAAAAUUUGACUUGUUACUCUUUGUUGACCAAAGUGAUGAAGUAGACAGAAGAAAAUUAAAGGGCAUUAAGGAAGAACAUGUGAGCAUACUAAGGUUUUGCAUGGGCCUUAAAAUUUGCUUUGUAUCUGCUUAUAAAAACAAUUAGGAUCUGUUUUUGAUUCUCUGUCCACUUCAAACUGUGAUUCGGGUUUUAUGCUGCUCUGUAUAAAAUGGAGCUCUGUGUUCCCCAUUCACUCUUAUGGGAAAUCUAAAAAUGGCUAUAAACUUUUUCCCCCUUUUGGCAGAAGCAGAUGAAAGCACAGGAGCCGCUCCAAAGUGGAUUAACUCUACCAAAACGCAGGCCCAGGAGCCUUUAUAGGGAAAGUAAAAGGGUUUCACUUUCCUGCACAAGCCAUACUAGGGCAAUGCUUUUAUAAGGCUAAAACACCAAAAUCUAGUUAUCUUUUGGGGGGUGGGAGACGAUUUUGUCUCUUGUUCUUUCAUACCUUAAAAUAAUUAAAAAGUGGGCAAAUGGUGUAUAUUCUUGCUUGUACAUUGAUGAAAAUAUUAGCAUCUUCACACUGGCCAGCUUAGCUUUCCCAGUGCUUGUUUGUGUUGGGAUGCUAUGUCCUCCAAUAGGAGGUAGAAGGUGAGGCUGUCCUUAAUACUUCCUGCAGAGUGCUGAGGAGCCCCCAGCCACAAACAGAGCAGCAGACUGUGUGUGUGUGUGUGUGUGUGUGUGUGUGAGAGAGAGAGAGAGAGAGAGAGAGAGAGAAAGGGAGUCUCUUUUUAAAAAAUCAUUGUUCUGCUUUAACAACAACAAAAACCACCAAAAACAUCCACAGCUCUUCAGUGCUCCAAGGUCAGCAUUUAGACAAACUUGCUUCUUGCAAAGCCCAAGGACCUAGAGUAGAGAAACAUAGGCAUAUAGAGCACUGAAAAACAGAGCAACAUGAGGUUUUGUAACACACUGAUCCAGCUUAGGGCAUUUUGUUGCUAUCGCAGUUUGACUCUGAAAGGGUUAAAAGAGCUCCAUAUCAACCCAAUUUGCCUCAUUAUUUGGCUCCAGCCCAGAGUGGUUGCACUCCUCUACAACAUACAGUCUGCUCAGAUAGCUCGGCUACAAGCGCUUCUACAUUAACUCUGCACUUCUCUCUUUCUUUCUCAGCUGUUUGGUUUUGUCAACUUUAUACUGUGGGCUGGAAACUGCUGGUUUGUUUUUAAAGAGACCCCUUGGCAUGCUCAGACCACCAACAAGGAAAGCUCUGCUGAACAAGGAGCUGUUGAUAAGCAAUAAGGAACCUCUCCUCCUUCACUCCUGAAGCCUCCUCUUCCCCCACCAGGAACAGUGCCUUGUCUCACGUACAUGCUCAUCCCAUUUCACAGCAGGGCAGGAAAUACGCCUUCUCUGCCAAUUGUUGCUGCUGUCCAAUAGUCAUACUGGCAUCUCUCUCUCCUGACUAUUCUGGAAUGCCUUCCUCUGGCUGAAAUCAGGGGGUCCUCUUGUGGUCCUAGAUACACAGACUGUACAUGGUUACAAAAAAAACCUCUUCUGCCUUCAGAUUUUUUUACAAACAUAUUUUAUUGUGCAUUGUAACAUUGGCUACUACCAGUCCUAGGGUGUGUGGCAUUGUUUCUUCCCAUCUGCUUUUGACCACUUUAUAAUGAGAAAUGCAGGUAGAUUUGGAUAACAGCAUAGAGAUAGCCAAGGCAUUAGUGCUACAGAACCUGGGACAUCUAAGCACUUUUGAGAGUAAGUACACCUUCGACUCUGCGGCCAUAAUAGAAGCAGAAGCGGCAAUAUGCCCCCGGGCUUAGCAGCAAAAUAAAUGAGAAAUACAAAGGGAAUAUUUUUACUUUCAUACAAUUGAAGGAAGGAGUGUGUUGCGUUUCUCUCUGUUGCAUAAUGGGGUAUGAAUGUGCUAAAUAUCUCUCUGCUUCUCUUAAAUUCAGUUGGAUGAAAGCUGGAGCUGCUGUUUGCCCACAGAUGGGUUGUCCACUCUUGAGCAGCAAAGUUUUGGUGCCUUUAUUUCUUUCCUCUCAGGUCAUGCACAGAUGUAUACUAUGUCCAUAUUGAGCCACAAGUGCUGACUCCCACCAGUAUGAGCUGAUCGGCAGCUUUUAGUCUCCAUUUCCCUGUGUUUUUUUGUGUAUAGUGGAGGCAAACCCUUCCCCACACAGAGGAUGUAAACCCUGGAUACCUGUUUCAGUGUCUUCUGAGGUCCUGUUCUAUUUUUAAAAUGCAAACUUUUAAAUAUGAAAACCUAGAGGAAUUUUUCUCAGUUUCUAGGAUAGUUUAAUAUAAAACUUGGGCCCAAGAGGCUUGGGGCAUUCGCUUCUGGUUGACAAACAUGCAGGGGAAGGGUGGAAUUCUGUACAACUUGUUGUUUUGUUGAGAAUAUUUGUGGUUAAUGACCUUAGUUCUGGCCUCUGAACACUCUGGUAACAGGAACAGAUGAGCUGUCAAGUUUGUGGUGUGGAUUGUUUGUCAGUGAAUUCAUGUAUGCCACUAUCUCGGGCCAACGCCCAUUUUAACUCCAGUGUGGCAGUAGGCAGCUGCUUGUAGAUUUCUGAUGGAGGCUUGAGGCAUCCCAGGCCUCCAAGUGAAGAUGAGAAUCUUUAAGGAAGCUUCCAGUAUCCCUGGAUGUCCCUCUAGCAAAUGAUGGGACCACCAGUUUAGGACAGUAUUAAAUCUGACAUUUUUAAAUCAUAGAAACUCUUUGUUAUUGUGUAUAUGAAGCGGAUACUUUCAGGUGAAGAGAGCUGUCAUAUUUUCUUCCAUCUUUUGAUCAUGCCAUUGACAUAAACAAGGGACUGGAGCCUGGCCUGCCAUUUACUCCAAACUCUACUAGUUGCCUAUUUUCUAAAACUUAUAUGAGUAAAUAGAAAAGAAGCACCCCAAAUCUUUAGAUCCCUGUACUUCCAUGUGUCUAAUAUUGGAUGGGGGAAACUAGUUUUUUGGGAGGUUGGGGUGUAGCAAGUUGCAGGGAGAGUUCUUCUAUGCUGAUUAAAUCUUUCAUAUCAGACCUUGUUAGGUCUUUGACUUUCUCUUAUUUCCUUAUUCUCUUUCUCCUCCUUGUGCUGAGAGAGAGGAAUUCUCUUCUGCAGAAGGAAAAAUAUUAAUGGUGCUUCAUGAGGUGUGGGACCUCUACGCUAAGAAGACCCUCUUUGUACAUUUUGUAAUUUUUUUCUUCCCUAGUUUAAUUAUUGCCCUUGCCCCAGCAUUACAGAACAGCAGCCUUUAUGGAAUCCUCUGGCAUGUCUGCAGUCAAGCCACAAAGACUGAAGCAUACAAUCAUCCCUUGUGUUGCAGUGUCCAGAUUUUCUUGCAACAUAAGGGCUGGUACAAUACAAAAAGAAAGCUGACUAGCUAGAAGGAGGGCGGUUUUUCUCCAGUUUUCAGUCCAACUGUCUUUUAGGAGGACUUUCCCCAGAGAUUCUUUUUUAAAACCACUCACCGAACAUCACCAUUCACACCAUGUUUCUGGCCACAAGCUACUACUUCAUAAUAGUAGGCUUAGGAAUCAGCUUCUGGCAUGGUAGUGUAUUCCAUAACUGACCAUUACAGCCACUGUAGCCCUUGAGUGUACAAACAGAUCAACCCUCCAUAUCUCCCCAAGUUAGGAUACGUGUAUCUUGUAUCACAUUUGUGUCUUAUAGGGAUAUUUUCUAAUUUCUUAAAGAUUUGUCCAAGGCCCUCAGCUAGUAUAAAUUGACAGUGCGUGGUGCAUACCAGCUGAAGACCUGACCUUUGUGUCUAAGCCGUGGGCAAAGCCUAAAGAAUGCUGCUUCAGACAUGGGAAAUAUUCUAUGUAGACGGAUACUAGAAGCAGGAAUAAAGGCCUCAGUAAUAGUUCCAGGAAAAGAAAUGGUAAUUGUAUACCAUUGAUCAUGCAAAUCACUUUCCACACGGCCCAAGUUCCUGUGAGUUUGUUUCUCUCUGUACUUAUCUAUAAAUCCAUGUAUAAGAGAGAUAAUAUAUAUGGUAGCCUUGUAGCACUACAUUUGGCACAGCACAGGAGAGGGCUGUUGGGAGCAGCUGAGCAGACAGCAGGUGCAGGAUAUUUCACACCCUUGUGGGUUUUCUACUUUUUUUGGAUACACCCGAUGCAUUGAAACCACAGUUAUCCUGUAUGACUAACUCUCUCAGACUCCUAGCUGCGUAUUAGACGUGACACAUCCCUCCUCUGUGAUGGAGCCCCCACAAAACAGACUUCAAGCAGAUGACUGGGGACCAGCAGAACUUUUAACUGGAAGAAGGGGAAGGGUCAGUCUCGGCUUGUACUAGCUUUGCAUUUUGUGGCCUAUGAUUCCCCCACACAUUUGUUUUGAGUAGGGGUGAGAAAAGAGCAGGUGUGGAAUCUGUACAAGAGCUCAGUGUGAGAAGUGGUGUGGUUAGUGAUGCUCAAUGAAGGGUAUGCCAAAAAUAUACUCUGUCCUGUCCUGAAAAUGCCACCAUGUGGAGUAGAGACCACCAGCCCUGGGCAUGGUCUCCCAGUUCUCUCAAUCAUUUCCUCUUCUAGUGGCGGUAUGUUGCAUGUUUUUCUCCUUUCCUGACGAUUGUUAGUAUGGUUCUAAUAAAGUGCCGAGAGAGUUUGCUCUGAGGGAGAGCUGACUUUGGGCUGGUUUUCUUUGUCCUUGCCUUCUGUUUCUACUUUGAUCUCUUUUGCAGCCCGGUUCAUAAAAUACUGUUAUCUCGUUGAUUAUUUAUUGCUAUGCUGGCUAUCAGCUGCAUGAAAGGUUUUUGGGAGCCCUCGUUUCUUCUGCACCAACCGCAGGUGGCACUGUAUACAUUACACCAACAUAUGACAUGGUCUGAAGGUGUAGGUCUGGGCAUUGCCUGGAAGGCGCCAUGCAUUUACUGCCUUGGGUUCCAUGACAGAAGAAAGGUUGUGAUAUUAAUGUAAGAGAACAAAUGCACAUCCCAACAUUUCAUAUCUCUUUCUGCCUUUCUAAGACUUUGUGCAGACAAUAGGUAAUAAAGACCCGCAAGUGAUAUUGUAGGCAUGCAGUUGCUUGUGGUAUAUAUUUGGUUGAAUCCAGCUAAGUCAUUAUGUGUGUGGAACAGAACUCCCCCUCCCUUAUCUUCCAUCACAUGCCUGCCACACCAUCCCCUAAUCUACUCCAGAGGGUUUGGAGCCUUUCUCAACCUGUGGGUCUCCUGAUGUUGAACUACAACUCCCAUCACCCCUAGCUAGCAAGGCCAGAGCUCAGGGAUGAUGGGAGUUGUAGUCCAACAACAUCUGGGGUCCCAUAGGUUGAGAACCGCUGGUUUAGAGCAUGGGUGGGCAAACUAAGGCCCGGGGGCCUGAUGCGGCCCAAUCACCUUCUAAAUUCAGCCCGCAGACGGUCUGGGAAUCAGCAUGUUUUUACAUGCGUAGAAUGUGUGCUUCUUUUAAAAAUGCAUCUCUGGGUUAUUUGUGGGGCAUAGGAAUUCAUUCUUUUUCUUUUUUCUUCCAAAUAUAGUCCGGCCUUUCACAAGGUCUGAGGGACAGUAGACCAGCCCCCUGCUGAAAAAGUUUGCUGACCCCUGGUUUAGAGGACCCACCAAGCAAAUCUGUGGAAGGAGAGAGGAGGUUCUGUGACACUUACAAUUUAUUUGGAUGCCACCCAUUAAUCUGUGUCCCAUCAUAGUCCCUGCUCAAACUAGUUUAGUGGGUUGCUGAGUAGUAGUGCGCUUACCCCAAGCUGGCUUACAGAGAGGUCAGCAACCCGCAAAAAUGUUAGUAUUAGAUAGAUGCAGUAGAUAGAUGUGUGACUGAUAGGGAUGCUUAGUGAGUAGAAUCCAUGAUAAAUAACACAUCCUUUCCUUUUCCAUGUCCAGAGCAUUUGGGAAAUUUAAAGAUUGAAGGGUUUGUUUUUGAAUGGGAGUUGAGUAUCCUCAUUGGAAAGAAGAAAAAAUACAGAUUUUUCUUAGAUGUGAAACUGACUACACUAGAAAUUGAUUGCAGCAGUCUACUUUAACCACUUCAGGUGUCUUUUUGACUUGCAGAGAGGCAUUUCCCAUGCACCCUUUAGAUUUGUAUGGUUGUUAUGUGGAUAGUGUCAUUAUAAAGGGUAGCCACUAGGUGGCACUGGGCUUAGUUGCUUCUGUGUGGAGUAAAGAGUUUCCUAGGAAUGUUCUUGUUCCAAGGGGGACAGUAAAUUCAUUGUCUAGUUCCCUGACUAGACAGGUGCAUCCUGCAGCUCUUCCAUGAGUUUUCAAUGCUGGACUAGGGCAAGUACUGCAGUAGUGGUAAAGAAGAAUAGGUCCUGUUCUUCUAGAUAAAUAACUGUCUGUACUCAGCUGAAAGCACAAUUUCUUUUUCCACUGAUAACUAUGUUGGAAUGAUUUUAGUAGUCAGAUCCAGAGAUUUUCAAAAGCCACCAGAACUUCAUCUGAGAGGUGAAUAAACAAGAGAUAGCCAUUUACAGGUUUCUGUCCUACUCUUCCUCGGCACUGGACCUAUAUGUGGAGGAAAGGCUAUCCUUUCUUUUCCUUACAAUAACUCGGUGGCAUAGAGUGGUGGGAGAGAAGGAAAGAGAAGGCAAGGGUCAUCAAGGCUGAGUGAGGAGAUCUGAACCAACGUCUUUACAUUCUGUACUACACUGCACUGAUUUUUACACACACACAAAAUCAAACCGAGAAAACGCCUACAAAUACUGAAGUGGAUAAAUAUUGUUGCUUUGUUAAAAUAGGUUUAAAUCUGUUUUAUUUCUUUCCCUCUCUUGCUGAAUAUAGAAUUGGGAAAGAGGAGAAACCGAUUCGGAGCAACUGAAAAGUAACAAGAGAGGGGCAAGAAAGUUUGUAAAAAUAAGUGAAAUCCUCAACCAAUUUUACCUCUGGUUUCUGGCUCACCAGCAGAUCCAUAACUACUCUUAAGUCGAUCGGUAUUAUGAGGACUAGAAACUUGCUUUUUCUUUUUCUUUUUAGGUAAGAAAUUUUAAGGAUUCUGAAGGAUUUUACAGAUGCUAUUGUAGAUGCCAAAUUCCUUUACUUGCGGCAUAAAUAGGCAUCAUGUAUGUUAUCAGCUUCCCCGCAAAAUGGUUCAGAUAAUGCUGUGUCCUACUGCAUCCUCUGUCUCCUGUUGCUUUCCAGAGAAAUUUAGAGAUCUUCCCUACCUCGGCUAAUUUCGCUCCUGUGAUGCCAAGAGCGUCAAGGGGAAACGAUGACUGAAUAAUGAGAACAAAAAGAGUCUCAUUGGCACAUUGACAAGAAAUGCGUUCUGAUAUUGAUUCUAUUGGGUCAGCUUCAUUUCCAUGUGGGAACUUAGGUUAGAUUAUGACCAUGUCACAGUCCAUUCAGCUGCAUUCACAGCUGAGCUGGGUCUUCAGCCCAGGUUUCCCUGCUCAAAUUCCCACAUUCAUUUUUACAAACUGGUUUGGAGCAGCAUUGCUGUUUGAAAGAAGGGGGCAUGUUAUUUGUACAGCAUACACAAACGAUUGCAACGAUAAUGCAUACACAUCUAGCCUGAUCGUUUUAAAUUUAAUAUCCAUAUAUAAACAUAUAAUUGCAACUGGCAAUUGCUUAUCAAGUCUGUAAAAAUAAUAAUCCAAAGGUAAACAAUUGCUGCAGCAAUAGUUUAGAAAUCAAACAAUCCGAAGUUCAGUCACAAACAUCAGCCUGGUCCCAUUAGAAAUGCCUAAUAUAUCUCAGCUCCUAUUAGCUGCUAUUGUACAGUAUACACGUCUUCAUCAUCUUCAAUGUACCGUCAAGAAGGAUCACCCAUGAUUCAGAUAUACAAAUUUAAUAUAUAAAUAAGCAGUCCUUUUUUCUUUUAAAAAAAAAAAAAGUUUAGGGGUACUGUCAUUUUGACUCAAGAAAAGCACCAUUUUAUAGUUCAAACUGGGAAAAAUGAAUACAGUAAAUGGACAAAAGUACAAAGAUUCACAAAAUGUUUAUGGGUAUGCGUACCCCCAGAAAAAAGCACUGUAAAUAAGUAAAUAGGGUGUUGCUGCUCUCGUGAAGUUUUAGAAUAAUGGAAACUUUAGACAAAAGGAAAAGAUUUUCUGAACAAAAUGAGAGAGACAUUUUAUAUUCUGGAUUUUUUAACUGACAUGAUAGCUUUAUCCAAUUUCAAUUGUUUGUAUGUGGCCAUUCUAUUACAGUACUGAUUCGAUUGAAUGUGUGUAUUAUCAGGUAAAUCUUCUGUGAGUACAAUGAUGUGUCUUGGAGUUGUAUCUUUAAGGGUUUGUCCCAUUACUUUGACCCCAUGUAUUAACAGUUAACCUGGAAAAUAUUGCUCACCUUUUAGCACUUGUUAUAAACAACUGAGAGCUUGAGCUUUUGGAGUUUUUUUGUUUUAAUAUAAAAUUACGUAGUUUUAAACCCUGUGAAGAUGAUCUUGAUGAUCGUAUUCCUGUGUACAUACCUGCCACACCCAGAAGCAAGAAGGCAAAUAAAAAAAAAGAACUACAGGUUUUUCAAAUGCUGUGAACUUAAAUAUAUCUGAUUUAAUAUUUAGAGAAUGAAUAUCAGGCUUUGUUUAUACAGCUGCCAGCGUGAAAGGAACAAGAUGCCUGCCCUCCUGUACGUUCAUGUGGCCUUUGAAAGUAUUAUCCGUGCCUUUAAAAGUGAAGAUGUUGACAUGUCCUUGCUGCAGAACAUUUAGACCAUUAUUGGCACCAUGAGCUUCUUCCAGAAGGGGCAAAAUCAAAAUCUGAGCAAUGCAUUAAAAACCCUGAGUUCUGCUGACACUAACCUUGAUUCUUGCAUGUUCCUCAUUGUAAAGGAUAUCCUGUUUCUGCUUUCAUUUCUGGUUUGGGGUUUUUUUGUUGUUGUUGUUUGGUGGUUAUACAAUGUACAGUUUCCAGCAUGCAACAACUGUAUUAUCAUCCUUCCUAAACAAAGAAAAGGGGGUGGAGGAGGAAGAAGAAAGGAAAGGAGAACUUGACAGUAUUAUUUUCUACAUGCUUAAGCCGUUGAGGUUGUUUCCAUUAAAGACUAAGAAAAAUAUAUCUUGCUUUCCUUGGUGGCUUUGCAACAUCCUGUGUGCUGAUGGGUAUCUCUUCCUGCCUCCUUAAACCUGGGGCAGUUUGAGCUUGUGUCAACAGUGGCAAGGCGUGUUAUUAUCUUAGUUUGCUUUUCAGAAUAUUAUCAGGAAAUCAAAAAGUGGAGCAACAAAACAGAGGGGACUGGUCUCCUAUUGUAUUUGUGCACUUAGGGAAAUUUCAGUCCAAUGCCUGCAUGGGGUGCCAUUGCAGCUCUGUACCCAAGAUUUAUAAACGUUCCCUUUUAUAGCACAUUAGGGCCAGAUAGUGUAGCAGAAGCCAGCCUGAGGAAAGACACACAAAAUGCUAAUUACAAAAACCUGCCUACAAUCGUGCAGUAACUCCCAAUGUUUUUUUAUGGUUUAUACUCACACGAGUAGGUGUGUAUAGGAUAGUAGCUGUUUUGAGGAUGAAUUCUCCAUUUGGAUAAUUUUGUCAUCUUCCAACUCUGUGCAAGGGAGUGACCAGGAUUCCACGUUUAGCUGUAGGGCAGAUUUAUUUCAAGGCAUUACAAAACUAGCAAUUUAAUUCCAGUGUCAGUGCCUUUCAUAAUAAUCCCUAGCAUGAAGUUUGGCAUGCUAGGAAAUUUCCUGGUUGUCCUAUUUAUAUUGUUUCCAAUAUUUAUAUCCUGCCUGUCUAUGAGAAUUAAUCAGGGAAAUGAACAUGUUCAGUUUAUAAUAUAUUUAAAAAAUAACAACUAUCACUAAAAACAAGCAGGUAAAAAAGUCAAAUCUUGUUUAAAUGCAGCAUCCCAAAAGGCUUGCUGAAAGGUAAACUGAUGAAGCCAGGUAGGCCUCUCUUGGGAGGCUAUUCCAAAUUCUGGCAGUUCAACCAAAAGGCUCUGGCCUGUUUUGUCCACCCAUGAUGUAUUUUACAGGAGGGGCAGUUGGGGAAGGGCUUCAAGUGAUGCUUUAGAUACUCUGGUUAACAUGCUGAUUUGCAUGUUCUGCUCAAAUCUGAAGUCUCCUGCAUGAUACUAUAAGCCAGGUGCAUCCAAUAAAGUGGAAGGAUGCAAGAUUUGGGUCAGUACUUCACACAGUCAGUUAAACUGGAUCUGCUCCUAGACAAUGUGCUGAUGGCCACCAACUUGGAUGGUUUUAAAAGAGGAGUAGAGAAAUUAAUGGAGGAUAAUGCUAUUGAGGGUUACUCACUAUGACAGCUAUGUUUUACUACUAGUGUCAAUAUCCCUCUGAACAAGCUGCUGGGAAUUGCAAGUGGGGUGAUUGUUGUUGCCUAUGGGAAAUUUGCAAGGAGGACCCAAGUGCACCUAGAUGGAUCUUUGGCCUGAUCCAGCAGGGCUCUUACGUUUCAAACCGUCCUCAUGUAGAGUGCAUUACAGUAAUCCAAUCUGGCCUAUCCGAUUGUGUUCAGCAGUUUAUUUCCGUCAGGCACAGGGUACUGCAUAAGAACAGAGGGAGAGACUUGCUGGAUCAUUCCAAUGGUCCCUCUUCUCCAGCAUUCUGAUUUCAACAGUGGCUUUGCAAAUGCUUCCAUGAGGCAAGGCUACGGUCAGGGCAUGAAGGUCAACUGUUCUCCCCAGGCAUCUUCUAUUCAAAACUAAACUGCCUCUGAACUUGGAGGCUCCAGUUACUGUUGGUGCUUUAUAUCACUCAGAGACAUUUCCUUUAUGAAUUUAUGUAACUCUCCUUUAAAGCUAUCAGUACAUAUGGUGGUAGUGAGUUACAGAAUCGUCGAGUUGGACCCUGAGGAUUGUCUAGUCCAACCCCCUGCAAAAAUGCAGCUGUCCCACAUGGGGAUGGAACCUAUGACCUUGGUGUUAUCAGCACCACGCUCUAACCAACUGAGCUAUACAAGUUUGUUAUGGGUUGUGUGAGGAAACGCUUCCUAUUGCCUACUCUGAUAAUUUACAGCUUGAUUAUCAGAAAGAAUUCCACAGAUUUUAUGUACAAAUGUUUUUCAACAGUCAUUAGCAGGCAUUUCUCUCGUACAAUCAAGCACACUUUCACAUCAUCCAAUAAAAUAAGUUUUU
Messenger RNA from Podarcis lilfordi (Lilford's wall lizard), 24508 nucleotides. The record is from the annotation of a GenBank genome assembly. Lineage: Eukaryota; Metazoa; Chordata; Lepidosauria; Squamata; Lacertidae.